Cololabis saira (Pacific saury) is the source of this 2265-nucleotide messenger RNA. RefSeq names its product dihydrolipoyllysine-residue succinyltransferase component of 2-oxoglutarate dehydrogenase complex, mitochondrial-like. The record is from RefSeq and is a predicted model, not a curated record. Bases 67 to 1404 code for a protein of 445 amino acids. The transcript has 15 exons. Gene Ontology annotation, biological process: tricarboxylic acid cycle. Lineage: Eukaryota; Metazoa; Chordata; Actinopteri; Beloniformes; Belonidae. Gene Ontology annotation, molecular function: dihydrolipoyllysine-residue succinyltransferase activity. Gene Ontology annotation, cellular component: oxoglutarate dehydrogenase complex.
GCUCAUGCAGCAGCGACAGCUCCUCUGCGCAGCCCCAGUGCGCAGCCACCAGCAGCACACACCGACAUGCUGUCCCGGUCCUCGGGCGUUUACCGGCGGCUCGGCCGCUCCCUGUCCGCGGCCAGCCAGGUCUAUAAUGUGCCGAUACACCAGAGUCCAUCAGGUCACUUUUUCUGCAGCCAAGUGGCUUCCAGGAAAUCUCAGUCAAAUGAAUUUCUGUUUCCAACGGUUGUGCACCAUGUAAGAGACUUCAGGACGUCUGCCGUUUGCAGGGAUGAAGUGGUCACAGUCAAAACUCCUGCAUUUGCUGAAUCAGUUACAGAGGGGGAUGUGAGGUGGGAGAAAGUUGUGGGCGAUUCGGUGGCAGAAGAUGAGGUGGUGUGUGAAAUUGAGACGGACAAGACAUCUGUACAAGUCCCUGCUCCAUCUGCUGGUGUGAUUGAAGAACUUCUAGUGCCUGAUGGAGGGAGGGUAGAAGGAGGGACGCCUCUUUUUAAACUACGAAAAACAGAUGCAGCAGCUGCCAAAGCUGCUCCUGCCACCUCUCUGCCUGAAGAGGCCCCUCCUGCGGCGGCUGCAGCCCCUCCACCUCCACCAGUCCCUGCUGGUUCACCUCCAGUCCCACCAAAAGCUGCCCAAGCUGUGCCUGUAAAGCCAACUCCAGCAGCUCCUGCAGCAGCUGCAGCUGCAGUAGGAGUCAGAGGGGAAAACAGGGUGAAAAUGAACCGCAUGAGGCUGAGGAUUGCUCAAAGACUGAAGGAGGCUCAGGACACGUGUGCCAUGCUGACGACCUUCAACGAGGUGGACAUGAGCAACAUUCAAGACAUGAGAAAGUUACACAAGGAUGCUUUUUUAAAGAAGCACAACUUCAAACUGGGGUUUAUGUCAGCUUUUGUUAAGGCUGCUGCACACGCUCUGACUGAUCAACCUGCUGUCAAUGCUGUUAUUGACGAUGCCACCAACGAGAUCAUCUAUAGAGACUAUGUAGACAUUAGUGUUGCUGUGGCAACUCCAAAGGGACUCGUCGUACCAGUGAUUCGUAACGCUGAAACCAUGAACUUUGCUGACAUUGAGAAAGCUAUUAAUGCUUUGGGAGAAAAGGCUCGUAAAAAUGAGCUUGCUGUUGAAGACAUGGACGGAGGAACAUUCACCAUCAGCAACGGCGGCGUGUUUGGCUCCAUGUUUGGCACACCCAUCAUUAACCCGCCCCAGUCGGCCAUCCUGGGCAUGCACGGCAUCUUCGACAGACCUGUGGCCAUCGCUGGAAAGGUUGAAGUCCGGCCCAUGAUGUACGUAGCGCUGACGUACGACCACCGGCUCGUCGACGGCAGAGAGGCGGUCACUUUCUUACGCAAGAUCAAAGCCGUGGUGGAGGAUCCGCGGCUGCUGCUUCUGGACAUGUGAUGUUUCUACCACCACAUCACUUUUACUCAAAGAUGCUCAGUUGCACAAAACGAGCUCCGCAAAAAAGACAACGCACAAGUCCCACUAAAUGUCUCAUAAAUCUGUUUUAAAUGUUCAGUCAGACUGAAGAGGAAUAUUGAAGUUGUGUCUCAACAUGUUUAGGACUUAAUGCAUGCACACGCGAGACUUAUCUAACGUAUCUGCUACAUCAACAAAGCAGAAAGACCGCUUAUCGUAUUUUAUCAGUAGUUAUUAUUGGAACAAUAAGAAAAUAUUACAUCAAUUAGGGUAAAAUUGGGAGACAGUUCUGGAACAAUGUUACUUUUCCAGACGAUGGUUGUUGUUGUUUGUGUAACUUUCCCUUCCUGUUGAUAGUCGAGUGUUGUAGUUACAUCGUCCAAGUCAGCUCCAAACUGAGUCAUUUACUACAUUCAAGAUGUUUAAUUUUAAUGAGUUUCCAUGAUCUCUUUGGUUUGCGGCUUGACAUUCACCUCACUACGUCCACGUCGACACCUGAUGUGUUUGGACCGUUGUUCUGCUCAGCUUCACACAGACAUCCAUCGUCCUGCGCCACAUUGUUCUGAACUCUACCUUGCAAACAAGGUUCUGAUCAAACUCUUUUCAUGAAACUGGACAAAAACACAAGGUCAUAUUUAUUUUAUUUAUGCGUCCAAAUUGUUACUUUGAAGGUUAGUUUACAAUACGUUGAGAAUAAUGUUCAAAUCACGCAACUUUCCCAGCAGGUUUUUACUGGUCCAUUCAGCUGCAACGAUUGAACAGAUUAUAACUGUCCUCUCAUAAAUAUAUAUAUAUAUCAAAUACUUAUAUUGAAAAGAAAAAAAGUUACAAAUAUUAAACAUC